UCCAACACAAAACUUGGAGAAGAUUUUCUGCGUGUCCCCAAACUAGCUGUGGACAGAGAAGAUUGGAUGACCUACAAAGACAGGUUACAAUGGUCAGUAGAUGCUAGAGGGUUUCUCGGUCACCUGGAUGGUACCGAAAAGAAACCAGUAGACCCCGCAAUGCUGACAGGAAGAGGACCAUCUUGGGUACCAUCCGGCACUGACGAGGUCCGAGAACUCGCAGCGUACAAAGCUGCAUCGAAGGAGUGGCGCGUUGGCGAGGCCAUUACAAAGCAACAAAUUGCUAGU
Suillus fuscotomentosus is the source of this 288-nucleotide messenger RNA. RefSeq lists its product as uncharacterized. The transcript has a single exon. Lineage: Eukaryota; Fungi; Basidiomycota; Agaricomycetes; Boletales; Suillaceae. The annotation marks the transcript as partial. The record is from RefSeq and is a predicted model, not a curated record.